Molecule: messenger RNA, 1716 nt
Organism: Papaver somniferum (opium poppy)
Lineage: Eukaryota; Viridiplantae; Streptophyta; Magnoliopsida; Ranunculales; Papaveraceae
Product: cytoplasmic tRNA 2-thiolation protein 2-like
Biological process (GO): tRNA wobble position uridine thiolation
Cellular component (GO): cytosol
Molecular function (GO): sulfurtransferase activity; tRNA binding
Source: RefSeq, a predicted model, not a curated record
GAGAGAGUAGUCAUGGCGUGUGCUUCAGGAGGAUGUGGCGGCGCUGGUGGUGGUUGCUACAAGGACGAAGAGGAGAAGCAAGUGUUAGUUUCAGAACAUCAAAAUCAGCAUCAUUAUAUCUGUUUAAAGUGUAAAGUAGAAGAAUUCAUCUCUUCUUCUUCUGGGGAUUUUAUUAGUGAUCUUUGCUUUGUAUGUUUUCGUUCUAAUCUCUUUGGUAAAUUCAAGCAAUCGUUGUGAACGAAAACAUACAAAGCAAAGAUCACUACCAACGACUUGAUUUCCCCUACUGAUAAAGUUCUCGUUGCCUUCUCUGGUGGUCACUCCUCCAGGAUAGCUCUACAAUUUGUGCAUGAGUUGCAAGAAAAGGCACAGAAAAAUUCAGAAGCUAGUAGAGAUAAAGCGUAUCCUGUAUUUGGUGUGGGAGUUGCAUUUAUCGAUGAAACCAACAUUAAUUCUCUUGAAUUGGAUAAAGCAAUUCAGGACUUAAGAUUGAUUGUUUCGAGUUUGUCGCUACCUGAAAAGGAAUUGCACAUUAUGCCCAUUGGAAAUAUUUGUUCCUCGGACCCUGUGGAAGGAAGGAACAAGAUGAGUGAAUUGUUGUGUAAUGUUACUGAUGCCACCGGCAAAGAAGAUCUCUUGCGAUAUCUUCGUAUGCUAUGCUUGCAGAAGAUUGCUUAUGAUAAUCGGUAUAAUAAAGUGGUGCUAGGAUCAUGCACAUCAUCUAUAGCUUGCCAUAUUAUUUCAGCGACUGUGAAGGGACAAGGUUAUUCUUUACCGGCAGAUAUGCAGUACAUUGAUGCGAGAUGGGAGAUCCCAGUGGUGCUUCCUCUGCAAGACUGUGUUGCACAAGAGCUCAAAAUGCUCUGCUGCCUAGACAGUUUAAAGACCUUGGAGGUGCUUGAUGGUCCUCGUGCUGGUAUCAAUGGCUUGGUGUCAUCAUUCAUUCAAGUUCUUCUGGAAGAAAACCCUGGACGUGAACGCACCAUUGUUAGAACAGCAGAAAAGCUCAGUCCAUUCCAUUUCAAUAGGCUCCCAGAAGAAAGCAAAGACUCCAAUAACAGUCAUUUGCCAUCACGAUGGCGUCGCAGGAAGAAGCAAAAUCUAAAAUCUCAUGAUGAGUCCAUGCCGUCAGAGUUUCUCUGCCCAGUCUGCUUCAGUCCACUGACUAAAUCAGAGUUUGAAAGUUUAACAAUGAAGCUUGGGAGUUCUGACACAUGUAGUGAAAGUGAAAUUUUUGGAUCAAGCUGCUGCCCCAGUUGCCAGUUUCAGAUACUUCCAAAAGAGCAUUCAUCUAUGGAGCAGUUCUAUACACUUCUGCCCCAGCCAAUGAUAGCACGAGCACCAAGGGAGAGCAUGAAUGGUGACCAGACUUGGCUAAGGGAGCAAAUCAAAGAUUGCUUGCUCUCUGACGGUGAGGAUGGAACAUGAAUCCUGCUUUCUUCUGCUCAUGGUAACCAGGUGACUACCGGAGAACCUAUCUAGUGGUGUCAAAAAGUGCACCAAAAAGUCAUCAUCUUGGUCAAGAUUCACAAAGACAGCUCGUUUUGGUAACAGAAUUCAGUGUCAUUGCACGUUGUUCAGUAUUGGAAAUCCUUAUUUGUAUCUUGUAUUAAUUCAAGGCGUCUCGGCCGAUUCUGAGAUAGAGAGCGGACCAUUUAUUUACUGUAUACUUAAUUUAAGUGAUGCCAAUUUUCCCCCUAUUAAUUUAUGCUGAUU